This is a messenger RNA of Nycticebus coucang (slow loris), 1948 nucleotides long. Its product is annotated as diphosphoinositol polyphosphate phosphohydrolase 3-beta. Lineage: Eukaryota; Metazoa; Chordata; Mammalia; Primates; Lorisidae. Gene Ontology annotation, molecular function: diphosphoinositol-polyphosphate diphosphatase activity; bis(5'-adenosyl)-hexaphosphatase activity; endopolyphosphatase activity. The record is from RefSeq and is a predicted model, not a curated record. The transcript is spliced from 2 exons. Gene Ontology annotation, cellular component: nucleus; cytoplasm. Gene Ontology annotation, biological process: diphosphoinositol polyphosphate metabolic process; diadenosine pentaphosphate catabolic process; adenosine 5'-(hexahydrogen pentaphosphate) catabolic process. Bases 259 to 753 code for a protein of 164 amino acids.
CCCCUCAAGCCGGGACCAAUAGACUACCCAAAGGGCCAGCUGAGCGCCUUGCUGCCCCCGCCCCCGCCCCCGCCUCUGCCCGCGACCCGCCCGCGCCCCGCCCCCGCCUCAUCUUACCCUGCGCGGCCCGGCUCGCCAGCUAAAGCGCCGCGCUCUCCAGACCCUUCUUCUCGUCCUUUGCUCUUCUCAGCAUCUCGCCAGCUCAGGGGCGGUAGCAGCCCGGGAGGCAGCCAGCGGUGGGAGGAAGCGGCUUCAAGGAUGAAGUGCAAGCCAAACCAGACGCGCACCUACGACACGGAGGGGUUCAAGAAGCGGGCGGCGUGCCUGUGCUUCCGGAGCGAGCUCGAGGACGAGGUGCUGUUAGUGAGUAGCAGUCGGUACCCCGACCGCUGGAUCGUGCCGGGCGGGGGCAUGGAGCCCGAGGAGGAGCCGUGCGGUGCGGCGGUCCGAGAGGUGUACGAAGAGGCGGGAGUGAAGGGGAAGUUAGGCCGGCUCCUGGGCGUAUUCGAACAGAACCAAGAUCGCAAGCACAGAACGUACGUGUUUGUACUGACCGUCACUGAGCUGCUGGAGGAUUGGGAAGAUUCGGUUAGCAUUGGGAGGAAGCGAGAGUGGUUCAAAAUCGACGAUGCCAUCAAGGUUCUCCAGUGCCACAAGCCCGUGCAUGCCGAAUAUCUGGAAAAACUAAAGCUGGGUGGUUCCCCAACCAAUGGAAACUCCGUGGCCCCGUCCCUGCCUGAUAGCGAUCCCUAGUGAAUGGCAUAGAUGUUGUUCAGAUUUACUUUGAAAGAAUCAAGUAUGUAAACCCAGUGAUGGAUGGAAUUUUGAAGCACAGGUGAGCUCUUUCACACUCCCAAGAACACAGCUCAUCCUAUGCUUUUGGAUGCUUCUUUCCUAUAUUACAUUGACUUUCUCCAGGUUGUUGCACUACUACUGUAUCUGUAUAGAAUUUGGCACCUGUGGCCUUUUUUUGUGCUGUUACAAUUAUGUAUCUGUAUUUAUCACCAGGUUAUAUGACCUUGAAGGCAGGGAACUUGUUUCCGUAGUUUUUUAUAUAUCUAACAUAAAUGACAUUGCUUAAAAUAUGGUAGACAUCACUAAGGAUUUGUUUAAAAAAUUAAUAUUUUGUAAUGAUACUGAGUGUAAAACUUUCCCCUUCUAAUCUGUGUAGCAUAUAUGUGCUUCUUAUAAACUAGGUGUCAUGCAACUGUUUCAAGGCAGGUGUGAGACAUUAGAAAGCAAAAAUUCUUACUCAUAUGUCUGUGUCAUCCUAGACAUUAUAUGCCUCCAGAUGGCAGUGUAUGACAUCACCUAUAAAAUAUAUUUGCAAAGCUGAACACAGUAGUACAUGUCUGUAGCCCCAGCUACAGGAGGCUGAGGUGGAAGGAUCACUUGAGCCCAGGAGUUAAGUCUACCCCGGGUAACAUAGUGAGACCCCAUCUGUUGUGUAUUUGCCAGAAAUUUGAAUCUAAAUUUGAUCAUGUCUCUAGAAAUGGAAACAAUUUCUAAUCUAUAGAAAAUAGAGGAGACAGAAACAUAAUUAUUCUACACCAUAGAAAUCAGAUCAGUAGAAUACAGACUGCAGGAAACUCUACAAAUGAUCCAGUUGCUUCAGUAAAUACCAGGAUGAAAGCAAGAGAUGGAGGACUGAAGAGACUUAAGAAACAUAUUAACCAAUUGUAUAGAUCUUAUUUGGAUCCUGAUUUGAUUAAACUGUAAAAAGAAUACAUUUAUGAGACAAUCAGAGUAAUUUGAACAUUGACUGGAUGACUUCAUAUUUGAUCUUAGUUGGGAUAAUGGUAUUGUGGUUAUGUUGGAUAUUAGUCCUCAUAUACAUUCUCAGAUAUUUACCGUUGAAAUGAUGUCUGGAAUUUGAUGGUAUGUUGGAGAUACUAGUGAAAGAAGAUUGGCCUUGAUAACUGUUGAAGCUGGAUGAUGGUUAAAAUAA